AUGGAAAACAAAUUGGCAAAAAGUAUGACAAAAAAUACGUCAAUAAAUACAGUAGAAAAUAAGUCAAAAAAUUCUGACACAUAUUAUAUAGAGAAGAAGAUGGAAAAUCCUGCUGAUACAAUGAAGGCUUACGCUGAGAUGAUAACUAAGAUGCAAGCUCAGACGGCUGCUAUGAUGGCAAAAGAUGAGGCUCGUGAUAAGGAGAUAGCGGAGUUGAAAAAGAAGGGUGAAGUUAGUGAGAAGAAGCUGAAGGCUCUUGAGAAGGAUAACAGAAAGCUUAAGAAGGAAGGUGAAUCUAAUAAGAAGAGUCUUGGUGUGCUUAGAAAUGAUAACAGGAAGCUAAAGAGAAAUAUUGCGGCAAUGAGAGUUGGUGAGGAAGGAAUUGAGAUCAUAGGUGAAACAACUACUCCAACAUUGCAUAAGACUAUAAACUAUGAAAAGACUGGUGAAAGUGAUGAGGGGACAAUUGAGAAGUUCACAUUGGGAAUAAGUAGACCUGACUUCGGUGGACAACUCGAUGUUAGUCGUAAGAUUGUUGGUGACAUACUCAAAUCUGUUCUUGACCGACCAGUAAAGUUUGUUGAGACUCUUGUGUUGAAAAUGGUAAAGGGUCUUCUUAGUAAGAAUGCUGCUGUUGAUCUUCCAAUGGAAAGUGAGACUAUAACCGUUAUGAAUGAAAGUGAAGUUGAAGAUGCGGUUAGACUUAGUGCUGCGAGAAUUAUAGCUAAGAUUGAAUCUUACCAGGAUCGUGGUAGCAAUUGGAGGGUGAUCUUGGUUGAGAAACAUGAAGUUGACGUUGUUCACUUCAAUCCAUUGGUCGGCAGUUCAUUUAUUGAGUUACCUGCUCCUCUGAAGUCUAAUAAGAAUGGGCUAAUUAACAUUGUGAACACUGAUGAUGAUGAGUGCUUUAGAUGGUGUCAUGUAAGACAUUUGAAGCCAAAGGAUAAGAGGGCAACUGAGAUUACUAGUUCCGAUAGAGAGUUUGCCAAGACACUCAACUACAACGGUAUUGGGUUUCCUGUGAGGAUAGAUGACAUUCCAAAGAUUGAGAAGGCAAAUGAGAUCAGAACUACCGUGAUUAUGUUGAAGGGAGAGAAGAUGUUCUUUCCAAGGUAUACAACAAAGUUUGACUAUAAGGAUUAUAUGGAGUUGCUGCUGAUGGAGGACAAUGAGGGAAAUACCCACUAUGUCCUUGUGAGGGAUAUUAGCAUGUUACUCAGUAGUCUAAAUAAGACUCAACAUAAGAGAUUCUACUGCCUUAGUUGCCUCAAUGGGUUCAACUUACAGGAACGAUGGAUAAACAUAGUGGGACAUGUAGAGAGGUGA
Molecule: messenger RNA, 1326 nt
Organism: Paramuricea clavata
Lineage: Eukaryota; Metazoa; Cnidaria; Anthozoa; Malacalcyonacea; Plexauridae
Source: the annotation of a GenBank genome assembly